Molecule: messenger RNA, 786 nt
Organism: Brassica oleracea var. oleracea
Lineage: Eukaryota; Viridiplantae; Streptophyta; Magnoliopsida; Brassicales; Brassicaceae
Product: ethylene-responsive transcription factor 12-like
Exons: 1
Coding region: 62-610 (182 amino acids)
Biological process (GO): regulation of DNA-templated transcription
Molecular function (GO): DNA binding; DNA-binding transcription factor activity
Source: RefSeq, a predicted model, not a curated record
AAAUAAGUCAACAAAGGAAAAACUCUCUCCUAUACUCUCUCUCUAGAUUCACUCUAGAACAAUGGCGUCGACGACUUGUGGAAGGGAGGUGCAUUACAGAGGAGUAAGGAAGAGACCAUGGGGUCGUUACGCGGCGGAGAUUAGAGAUCCUUGGAAGAAAACUAGGGUUUGGUUAGGCACUUUCGACACUCCCGAAGAAGCUGCUCUCGCUUACGACGGCGCCGCCCGUUUCCUCCGUGGCAUCAAAGCUAAAACUAACUUCCCUUCUCCUCUCUCUCUUGACCUCAACCACAUCCCUUCUCCCUCCGCCGCCGUCGCCGCCGCGGAUAACCACCACAACCAUCAACUCUGGUUCUCCGCUCCUCCUCCUCCUCCUCUUCACAUCUCCGGCAAUUACCGCCACCACGGUCUCUAUCUCCGAACCAGAGUGCUUAACGACAGAACCUCGGAUUCCCCCUCUACAGAAGCGCCGUUUUACUUCACCGUCUCGCCUGCCGCAGCUACGUCAUCGCCUCGAGCGCUUGAGUUAAUGAGUUCUUCUCCUUCCUCCCCUACGGUGAGACGUGGCUUAGCCAUUGAUCUCAACGAGCCGCCGCCCCUUUGGCUGUAAAAAAGACAAUGAAGGCGGAGAUUAACGGCGCCGUUUGCAACACUUUCGGCGGAACUAGUUUAUUUUUUUGUAACUUUAGUUUCUUUUAGCAAAAAUCUCUUAUUUUUUUAGAGUCGUACGUGUAGUUUUCUUUUCAGUUUGUCUUUUUUGGCUUAUGUAAGAAUGUAGAUUGAUUG